This is a messenger RNA of Aegilops tauschii subsp. strangulata, 2216 nucleotides long. Its product is annotated as AT-hook motif nuclear-localized protein 10. The record is from RefSeq and is a predicted model, not a curated record. Gene Ontology annotation, molecular function: minor groove of adenine-thymine-rich DNA binding. NCBI's taxonomy places the organism in Eukaryota, Viridiplantae, Streptophyta, Magnoliopsida, Poales, Poaceae.
AGGCCAAAAGCCGAGAGGAGGAUCCGGGAGCAAAUACCACAUAUUCGGGGGAGCAAAGCUGUUAGACACCUGCAACCAUCCAUGAUCCAUCUACUACUCUGCUCCCCUCCUCACCUUCUUAUCUGCUACAGCAGCAAUUAUAUAUUUCCCCCGAGGCAAUUUCGGCGUGCUUUACUUACCAGCGGCCUGUUUUUCCUAUCCCUGACACAAAAAGGCCAAAUCUUUUUUUGUUAAUUAGGAAAAAGAAAGAGCGCGUGUGAACUGGCGAGGGUGGGAAAAAAGUGGGAUAUAUUGGAGGCUGUAGGCAGGAAAUUAUGGGAGCUGGGUAGGAGUAGCUCAAAAAUCUGUGAAUUCGUUUCUUCUGUCCCUCUCUUGUGAUCUUCUCCGUCUGUAGCGCUGGAGUGAGCUCGUGAUGUCUCCAUUUUAGGACGGAGGAGUGUGCAAGUGUGCUUCUUCCUCUUCUUCUUAUUAUCAUUUCUUUUCUGUUUGCACCCCAGAUAUUUCCUUUUGCUGCAACUGUUGGGCUCCAAAUCUGCUGUGGUUCGUUUCGUCUUUGAAUCCGGAGGGAGAAGGGGAUCUGCCAUUUCUGUGCUCGGCUCACCAAAUUCUUGCUCGAGCUUGCUCUUUCUCUUCUCUGUGAGAUUUUACCGUCCCCCCUUUUCGGUUUCUUGGAGCUUCCUAAUCCCUAGUCCUAACCUCGCUUGAGCGCUCGUGAGCUUAGUUAGCCGUGUGAAAAUCGCGGCGUUGAGUCUUCUCGUGCAAGAAUCGGUUGCUGCUGCCGCUAGCCAUGGAGGUGAGGUCCGAGCAAGGGCUAAUGGCGGGAAGGGAUCUGUUCGGCUUGCCUAAGAGCCAGCCAGCGCCGGCGCCGGCAGCGCCAGCAGCGCCGCCGUCCUCCGCAGCCAUGCAGAGCGUGCGCAUGGCGUACACCGCGGACGGCACGCCCGUGUUUGCCCCGGUGAGCUCUGCGGUCGCGCCGCCUGGUUACCAACCGGCUGGGUCUGCAGCACCACCACAUGGCUCUAGCAUGUCCGCUGCUCGGGCCGCCGGAGGUAAUGGCGUCGCGGCGCCGCCGGGCAUGGGUGAACCGUCGGCGAAGAAGAAGCGCGGGCGGCCAAGGAAGUACGGGCCCGACGCGGCCAUGUCUCUGGCGCUGGUGACCGUGCCGACGGCUGCAGGCUCGCCAGCUGUGACACAGGGUGCUUCUGGGCGGCCGUUCUCACCCACGCUGCCGGGAAACUUCGUGCCGUCGGCGUCGCCGGAUGGAGGAAAGAAACGCGGCCGGCCCAAGGGAUCUACCAACAAGCCCCGCGUGGAUGGUGCUGGGCCGGCAGGAGUUGGAUUCACACCUCAUGUUCUUACAGUUCAAGCUGGAGAGGAUGUAUCGUCAAAGAUUAUGUCAUUUUCUCAGAAUGGGACUCGUGCAGUUUGUGUUCUCUCAGCAAAUGGUUCCAUAUCAAAUGUAACACUUCGUCAAACUGGUACAUCAGGUGGAACUGUAACAUAUGAGGGCCGAUUUGAGAUACUGUCACUCUCCGGGUCAAUCUUCGUAACGGACAACGGAGGCCAGCGUACCCGAACAGGGGGCCUCAGCGUUUCAUUGGCAGGUCCUGACGGUCGUCUCUUGGGUGGAGGGGUCGCAGGACUCCUCAUAGCAGCUUCUCCAAUCCAGAUAGUAGUGGGAAGCUUCAAUGCUGGUGGGAAAAAAGAGCCAAAGCCGCAGGCUCCUUCUGAACCUGUACCACUGAAGGUCGUUCCGAGCACUGGGAUGGCGGCCAACAGCCCCCCUUCAAGAGGCACAUUGAGCGAAUCGUCUGGUGGCACCGCAAGCCCGAGACAUCAAGGCUAUGCGUCCACCAACAAUAACCAGCCGCCGAUCUUGUCCAGCAUGCCCUGGAAAUGAACUCAGCAUCCUUGACCGAAUUCAGACAUCGAUAGACUGUCGGUGAACUGCCUCCCUGGCAGGAAGUAGAAGUGUCACUUCUGUCUAACUAGCUCCCAUUUAGUCGUAUAAAUCAGAAGUUUAAUUAGGGAGCAUUGUAGCUGGUAUAAGUGGUAACUGCAGCUGCUGUGUAGGUCGUCUCAGCUUGAAUUUCUGUGCCAGUUAGUUGUUUAUUGUUGUCUUGAGAUGAUGUAUUUAGGUAUGAUCUUGUGACCCUAUGAGGCGCUACGAAAUAAUUAUGUUUUCAUGUUCAAUCAAUUCAUGUAAAUUUCAUGUA